AUGGCACCGUACCCAGCGCAGCCCAUAAAAGGCAGAGAACGGUACCGCGUGCUGAUGGACAUCCGCAAGCUUGACGCCCACAACUGGCUCACUCUCGACAAGAAUUAUAUAGACGAGCACCGGGUACGGACCCAAUUGCUCCAGGAGAAAAGGGAGAAAGUCUUGCGUUGUCUGCCGGAGUCAAUUGAACCGUGCCAAGAAGCACUGGAGGAGGUUUCCGAUUUUCUCUGCGAGCGUUUCCCUAAUAUGUUCGAGAUGUCGAGACACAACGAUCAAAAGUUCAUUAAAAACCACAUGACUGGUGACAAAUUCCCAGUCAGCGGACGUGAUCCCAAUGAGGGAUUGACCGAGGCACUCGAAGCCGCCGUCCGUCUGGCAAUGGAGGAUCUCAGUAUUCUGAUGAUGAAUGAGGAGGGGGAAUAUUACUUGGCAGCUAGCGCCAGCCUCUUCCCAACGGGGUGGACAGUGAAUCAGAGAAUUGGCUGGACUAUCUCGCAACUGCAUGGCCCGGUGCCACUAUGGCACCAACAAGUUGCCAGCUCCGUUAGCAAAUUUCUUGCCCGUCUUACUCCAACCACCCCGAUGGAACGCUCCAACUACUUCGUUGAAAUCAAGGCACCAAACGAGAACCUGACAGAUAUUCUCUAUCGGCCCAAUUCUCUUUGUGAAAAGGAACUGAGCAAUCCACGCCCAUCUGAGAUCCUCAUACGUCGCGAGAGGCAGACCUUUCGCCGCCUGCCGCGCACGGGGGCCAUUGUCUUCGGCGUCAAGACGUACCUUACGCCUUUGGAUGAGCUUCCCAUGGAUGAGCUGGAGAAUCUUGCCAAGGAGAUGAGGAGUUGGCCUGAUUAUGUGGGUGAAUAUAAGGGGAGAGAUGUUUGGGGGGCAAAAGUUUUGGAAUAUCAUCGGCAACGAGUUGGCGAAGAGAAGAUUGAGGAAUGA
Molecule: messenger RNA, 942 nt
Organism: Penicillium bovifimosum
Lineage: Eukaryota; Fungi; Ascomycota; Eurotiomycetes; Eurotiales; Aspergillaceae
Product: heme-dependent oxidative N-demethylase family protein
Exons: 3
Coding region: 1-942 (313 amino acids)
Source: RefSeq, a predicted model, not a curated record